AUGUCUGAUAGGGCUUGCAUGCUAUGUGGGAUUGUGCAAUCCACAAAUGAAUUCAAUAGAGACGGGUGUCCCAAUUGCCAGGGUAUAUUUGAGGAGGCAGGUGUUUCCGCAAUGGAAUGUACGUCGCCCUCAUUCGAAGGGCUAGUAGGGAUGUGUAAGCCCAGGAAGUCGUGGGUUGCCAAAUGGCUCAGUGUCGAUAUGAAUAUUCCUGGUCUGUAUGCUAUAAAAGUUGAUGGGAGACUACCUGCAGAAGUUGUUGAGCUGCUGCCGCAUUAUAUACCCAGAGACGGUUCUCAUGUGGAGUGA
Messenger RNA from Huiozyma naganishii CBS 8797, 306 nucleotides. RefSeq names its product transcription elongation factor SPT4 (gene SPT4). Gene Ontology annotation, biological process: regulation of transcription elongation by RNA polymerase II; chromatin organization; mRNA processing. The record is from RefSeq and is a predicted model, not a curated record. Gene Ontology annotation, molecular function: zinc ion binding; RNA polymerase II complex binding. NCBI's taxonomy places the organism in Eukaryota, Fungi, Ascomycota, Saccharomycetes, Saccharomycetales, Saccharomycetaceae. Gene Ontology annotation, cellular component: nucleus; DSIF complex. Bases 1 to 306 code for a protein of 101 amino acids. The transcript has a single exon.